Messenger RNA from Haliotis rubra (blacklip abalone), 1210 nucleotides. Its product is annotated as A disintegrin and metalloproteinase with thrombospondin motifs 9-like. NCBI's taxonomy places the organism in Eukaryota, Metazoa, Mollusca, Gastropoda, Lepetellida, Haliotidae. The record is from RefSeq and is a predicted model, not a curated record. The transcript has 8 exons. The coding region runs from base 96 to 1151 and encodes 351 amino acids. Gene Ontology annotation, molecular function: metalloendopeptidase activity; zinc ion binding.
GGAAAGGCACCAUAACACAAGCGGAGACUUCAAUGGGACAGACGUUUCUGAAAGAUCUCGAGAACUGAUCUAUCGGAUACUGAAAGCACGUUGAAAUGAAGUCCUGCAGCUAUGAUGUUCACGGGUCAGUCCUGGCCGCCAGCCUGCUCAGCGUGUGCUUCGCAAAUAUUUGCACCGAUACUGGAAAUCUCCCUUCCCUGAAGAACGGAUAUUCGUCUGCAGGAUCGCCGUUUUUGAACUUAACGACAGGUGGCUUGAUGCUGUGUGCUGUCGAGUGUCUCGAGCGGUCCAGGUGCAUGUCCUUCAACUUCUUCCUUCAAGACGGCAGCUGUGAGAUGCAUGACAUGGCGACAAGUGAUCAGCUGUACGAGCCGUUGUCUGCAGUUGUACAUUCAGAUAAACAUCAGCUGCCACAGUUUCUUGCACGAUCGUGUGAAUCCCAUGGCUGUGGCCAUCAUGAAAAAUGUGUACCUGAGGACGGAGGUUAUUCAUGCGCUAUAGAAUUCCCCACAUCUUGUGCCGACGUUAAGCAGUGUGCGCCCACCAGCGGUGAUGGAGAAUACUGGAUAUACCUCCUCAACUUCAACAUGGCCAAAGCCCGCAUCUAUUGCCACAACAUGGGUUCCACUAAACCUUCGGACUACCUGACUCUCCCUGUCGUGAACUAUGGUAACUACCCGAAUAUCAGGAACCCUGUCUGUCAGGGGGAGGCUCAGGGCUUGGUCCAGAGUUGUGAAGGAACUUAUGGGGAGGUCUGGUUCAGUAAAGUCAAGAUCAACACAUCGUCACUGAAAGUCACCACAAACGAACACUCAUUUGCUAACUACACAAACCAGAAACUGUUGUAUGGAGUUGCAUCAGAUUGCUAUUCCAAACAUACCGACGGAGUCAGAGCUUCAUGCGGACCUCGGGGGACGUUUACCAUCAAUUUGACUGGAACUGGAAUGUCUGUAACACCGGGGACAACCUGGAGAGACAGCGGCUACAAAUAUUGGAUGAACGUAACGCGAACCAUUGAAAGUACGAUAAUCUACCUGAACUGCGGGGGAUAUCCGGGCUUCUGCGAAGCUGUAGGUGGCCUUUAUCUCCAACCCCACAACAUUGACGCUCUUGAAGAAUCAUCUGCAACCAAAGUUCAGUGCACCAUCUGAGAACUGCUUGGAGGAAACACAGUUCUAUCCUUCCUUGGCGACCAUGUGUAAUUGUUUGA